Symbiodinium pilosum is the source of this 480-nucleotide messenger RNA. Lineage: Eukaryota; Dinophyceae; Suessiales; Symbiodiniaceae. The record is from the annotation of a GenBank genome assembly.
GAUCGCAGUCAGGCAAUCUCCUCCGUGGCUCAGAAGGGCCUCCAGGACAUCCUGCGAGAGGAGGAUGUCCUCUACGACCUGCAGGCAGACCUGGUAGCAGUGGAGGAGCUGACCGAGGCAGCUCGCCGCUUUCGAGGCGAGGGUGCAAAGCUGGGAGAGGUGGUGCUGCAAUCCAUGAAGGCGGCUUCUGACCGGGCAGAGGUCAUGGCCAGCACAGCGGAGAUCUUGCACAGUGCGCACGAGGAGUGCCGCAAGGAGCUGCGAGACGAGGAGAAGAAGCUGACGCGGAAGAAGGAGGCCGCACAUCUCCAAAGCAGUGGCAUCGGUGACUUCCUGGCGCGGUACAGCCGCUGUCUGGGGCUGGACAUCGAGCGGGUCACAACGCAGACAGUCCGGCUGACCUUCACACUCAUCAUCCAGGACGAUCCUGGCCGCGAGUUUUCCCUUAUCUUGGGCCUUGGCAAGGAGGCCUCAGCGUAG